Molecule: messenger RNA, 1754 nt
Organism: Opisthorchis viverrini
Lineage: Eukaryota; Metazoa; Platyhelminthes; Trematoda; Opisthorchiida; Opisthorchiidae
Exons: 5
Coding region: 34-1695 (553 amino acids)
Source: RefSeq, a predicted model, not a curated record
CACAGCUCGGUGAUAUCUGGAGACGGUUCAACCAUGAUAUCACGGAAAAUGAUGAUUUUAGCCCCGAUUUUCCUGUUAAUCCUCGACGUGCAAAGUCGACCUUCGAAUAUUGAAAAUGCAGCGAGUGAAGAUGACCAAGAUGACAACAUGGAACAAAACGUGUCAGCUGAUGAAGAUAGUGCUGAUAUGGCAACGGAAAGCUCUGAGGAUGAAGACUCCACAGAACAGACUGAUGCUGCUGAUAAUGACGAUUCCCAACCGGAAUCUCCGGACAUAUCUUCCACGAGUCAGUCGGUGGGUGAUGAAGAUGAAGCAGACAGUGCUGAAGGAGAUAGCGUGGAAAACAAUGCUGAUUCAGUAAGCUCCACUGCUCUCCCACAGCGGUCAACAAAAGAAGAAUCGGAAAACGAGUCGGCAAAAAACGUUGAGCCGACUAAAUCGCGUGAAACGGAAUCGCAAAACCUCAUGAAGGAAGAAGUGUCAACUGAAAACCCUGAUAAAUUUACUGCCACCGAUAACAAGGAUAGUCAAACCAGACUACCCGAAGCGUCACUUGACGCCGUAGCUGCUGUUGUUGACAGGCGAGUGAAAGCAAAUGAGACCGCUGAGUCAAACCUUGAGCAUACCGAACUCUCUAAACAGAACUCAGAAAACACUACGACGGUACCCGUGGUCAGCACAGUCAACGCUACUGGAUCAUCGUUGUUGGCCGCGGCAGUGUAUACACAAACCAAAGAACCUCUACCCACAAUCGAAGAACAGAAUGAUACUACUCCUGUAAAAGUCGUGAAUGAAGUUAGUUUGGAAAAUAGUAUGCCUGCUAAUAAUUCUGCGAACCAUGAAACUGUAGACUAUACGACCACUCAAGCUACAGAGGCAGCCGUCGCUUCACCUGUGUCAAACAAUGAAGAAAACACGGAAACCGUGACCACCGCUACGGCUAAUUCCACAGACACGACACCGGAACCUGAAGUGCCACAAAGCGGUGGUACAAAUGAAACGUCAAAAGAGGCACCACGAAAUCUGAGCAAAAAUGUCAAACCGGUUUCUUUUGCUGAAAACUCAGAGAAAACGAUCUCCUUGCCUAACGAGAUUCCAAGCACAUUAUUGGCAGAACCGACAAAAGCCAACCACACAGUGACAGAAGCUUCGACUAAAACCGAGGUAGACGAGAGUAGUUUAGAACAAGAUGGUUUCAGAGCCGUCUCCUUUGACCUACCCGUCUACAAUGAAUCUCUUCAUCAAGAACUUUUGAUGAAUGAAUCUGCGUGGGUAAAAGAGUUGGCAGCCGCUGAACAUCCAGAAGAACAAAGUACAAUCCAUGAUCCAUGUGUAUACAUCAGCGAGAAUAUCCAAAGUGUCGUUGGUCUUAAUGUAACAAAAGAACAAAUCCACAAUAGUCUUCCCACUUUCCGAUUUCUUUUGGAGGCCGAUACGGAAGAACUGGCCACGAUCCGAGAUACGCUCACAGCCUGUGUGAAUGCAGUGGCCAAAAAGCAGGAGGAUUCCGCGACCAGUUGCCAACAAAUACGUAACCUUAUCAAAAAGACAUGCGAAACAAUUGACCUCUGCCGCGGUAAAGAAAGCUUCAUUUUUACCAAAUCGAUGGAACGACUGCGUGAUGUGAUUGAAACGGAUCAACUAGCUGAUGCACUUCUGAUGGUUCGUGCUUGCGCCGGACAGACCUAUGAGUAGUCGCAAACGAUUUCACCACAAACCCUAAGAAAACGUUGGAAAAUACAUUUAUCCCCAAA